This is a messenger RNA of Ylistrum balloti, 2877 nucleotides long. RefSeq lists its product as uncharacterized. The transcript is spliced from 2 exons. Gene Ontology annotation, biological process: regulation of DNA-templated transcription. Bases 60 to 1142 code for a protein of 360 amino acids. Gene Ontology annotation, molecular function: DNA-binding transcription factor activity. The record is from RefSeq and is a predicted model, not a curated record. Lineage: Eukaryota; Metazoa; Mollusca; Bivalvia; Pectinida; Pectinidae.
UGAAAAUUUAAGCGGCACAAAGAUAUAUAACAAAGGAAAAAAACUGACUUACUGGAAAUAUGUUGCCAAUCGGUAAGUCUGUCGAUAAAUUUGACGAGGGAAAUAUAUGUGACCGUGAUGACUUUGAUUCUUCCUCUUCGAACAUGGAUUUUUUUGAAGAGGACGAAACUGACUCGUUUGAUUUAUUUGACGGUCUGUUAGACAAGGAAAUUGACAACAAAUGUGCGUCGAAAAAAGCCAACGAUAAGGUGCACUCAGUCGUCCGUGUGUUUCCUAAUGGUGACAUUGAGGAAAAGCAAAUAAAUUUUGCCACUCUCAGGACAUACGAAGAAAAAGAACUGGUCAAUUAUUUAGGCAACGGAAGUCGGGGACGUCAUAGUUCGAUUUCCAGUGCAAGCAGAAAACGCAUGCGAUCAGGCUCGGAUACAAAAGACGAUAUGAACACAAGUUCUGAAGUUUUUUUAAAGUCGACCGAAGGUGCAUGUAUGUCUAAGAGUGCUAUUGCAGCUCGCGAGAAUCGUAAAAAGAAAAAGAUGUAUACGCAAGAAUUGGAAACAACAGUAGAAAAACUCCAGGAAGAAAAUACAGGUCUCAAAACGAAAAACAGCGUGUUGCAGACGUCAUUGGAUCAGAUGGAAACUGAAGUUCGAUAUCUGAAAAGUGUAAUUGCAAACCAAACAACAUUGGCACAUUUGAUAAGCAAUAUUCAAAAUACGCCAGGUGUUAAAUUCCAGACUUCAUUAGCAGUUGAUAGAUACAACAAAGAAAAUAUUAAAGAUGUCAAUGAAAAUAGUGUUGAAAAGACUGUUAGGGUUCCAGUAGAAACGAAAAGCCGUCAAGAAGAAUUUACACAAAUAAGAAAAAAGAGUGCAAAGUAUGGACAGCUGAAAAAAGAUGCUAGUACAUGUAUGUCAACAAUAAAGUCGGGGAAGAAAGAUGACCAGUGUACGUCGUGUCCCUCUUCAACAAUACUGGAAUACAGUUCCAGUGAAAAGGAAGGUCCAACACCAGCUGGUGUUUGUCUUCAUGUUUCUGAUGGAGCUGUGUCUUUUGAAUUUUGUGCAAAAUGUGCUUCAAGUGCUGCAUUUGCUAAGGCUAUCACCUGUGACCAUUCCUAUGGAAAGGUUCAGGGAGAAGGAUGAAUUUUUACCUUAAAAUAUGGUCGGUAAUUUGACUACUAGUAAUUUUGGUGAUUUGUUCAUGUCAUAAAAUGUUUGUGGAGGUAAUUUGAUUACUCACUUCAGUAUGAUAGAGUCAAAUGAAAACAUUGUUGAAACUAAAAUUCAUUAAGAAGAACUGAAAGACUUUGCUUUUUGAUGUCAGAAAUUGUGUUAAAGAAAUGCAAUGCAGUAGAACAUUUAAGAACAAUUAUAAUAUUAUGUUUAUCUGCAGGCUGAAAAUUAAUGUUGUUUGCAAAUCAAACUAAUUAAUAUUUGCAUAUGGAUGGGGUGACUACAUUUUUGAUACAUUUUUCCUUCUUUUUUGAUGAUUAUUUAUUGGAAAAAAUUCUAUACAAUUAUAUUUGCAUUUCCAGCAUUACCAGUGCUUGGUUUGAGAAAAAUGAAAAAGUCAACAUGAUUAGGAACAGUCUACUACUAAGCAGAUUGCUUUGGUGGAGUAUACUAUACAAUGAAAAUGGUCGGUGUCUUUUUGAAAAGAAAAAUCUUGCAUCACCUUUGAUUAACUUGAACAUUUAAACUUUGACUGCAAUUUGAAAUAAAGAAUAUUGAUACAUGAAUUUCAGGAAUUUUCUGAAUUUAAGAAGAAAAAAAGAAAAUUACUUUUCACAUUGCUAGGAGUGAAACAAGUUGUUAUGAACAAGAUUAUUUACUUAAGCUUGCUCAGAGUUUGUGUAUGUUUGAAAUUAAUGUCAAUAUAAGAUAGAGAUUUCAACAUAACAUUGUAUAGCUAAUCAAAUUGGUAUCCCCAUAGCAUUAAAUUCUCCAUACAUAAUUGAUAAUACUUUGUGUAUCAGUUUCAUAAUUACCAGUAUGUAUGGAAAAAUAUUUUAUUCCUUACCUUUCUAGCUUCCCUUCUUUCUUUCUUUCUCGCUUACCUUCAAUCUUUGAUCUAAAGAAAAAAUGGGGGAUGGGGUGGAAGUCAUCAUCUGAAAUGAAUGAAUUGGCAUUAUUUUCAUCAUUAUUGAGUUUUGAUUUUUUUCAUUUUUCUUAGUAAUUUUGAAUGAAUUAUCAGGGUUUUAAAAAAAAUGUAAAAACAUCUUAUUGUUUUUCGAAAAUUAGAAAUGAUUUCUGUAAAACUUGACAUACUAAUUACCUUUUAAUGCAGAUAUCUUAUUAAAAAAAAAAGAAAGAAAAUAAUGCGGGAAAAAUACUGUACAUUUCAGGUGAUGAGCUACAAUAUUACUUAACAUGAUUUGUACUAAAAUGUGAUUUCAAUUUUUGUUUCAGUUGAUGUCUUUAUUCUCUGGUCAGAGAAGCGAUUCCUAUAUACUUCCUUACUGUAAAAAAGAUACUGAAUGAAAAUGUGGAGAGACAGAAACAGCUGAACUUGUAAUGAAAAGCUGGGUAGUAAGUAUGCAGAAUGACUGGAUGAAAAUAGCAGAGGAAAAAAACCAAAAUCAGCAUUGAUGGGGAAAUUGCAUUAAAAUUGUAACUUUAGUUGGACUGCAUUGUAAACAAAUCAAGUUUUUGUCAGUUAAUGAAGUAACAAAAAGAUCAUCAAAUGGUCAGUGAUAUAUAACACAGGUUUUGAGGGAUACAGAAUUGGCAGUAAAACAAGGGUUUGAUGACCUACAAUUGUACAGGAUAUGGAAUAUAGAACACAUUUUGAUACUAGAUGAUAGGAUCCAAUAUAUUUAUUUUCUGGUGUAUUGUAAUGGUUGGUAAAUGUUGAUAAUAAUAGUUGUAUAAAAAUUAA